This is a messenger RNA of Drosophila willistoni, 432 nucleotides long. Its product is annotated as keratin-associated protein 19-2. NCBI's taxonomy places the organism in Eukaryota, Metazoa, Arthropoda, Insecta, Diptera, Drosophilidae. Bases 1 to 432 code for a protein of 143 amino acids. The record is from RefSeq and is a predicted model, not a curated record. The transcript has a single exon.
AUGCGUACUUGCUUUUUAUUUGGAUUAUAUGCACUGCUAAUAGCAGCAACAGUUGGUCAACCGCUGCCGGAAGCCAGCAAGGAUAAUGUGGCAGAGGAGCAAGGAUCACGUGUUGCACGGCAAGUUAUUCCUCCAUAUGGAUAUAGCAGUUAUGGCUAUAGUAGUCCAGGACUCGGUGGCUAUGGAGGCUAUGGAGGAUAUGGAGGCUAUGGAGGCUUAGGAUUCGGUGGACUCGGUGGACUGGGUGGAAUUAGUAACUACGGAGGAAUCGGUGGCAUAGGUGGUUAUGGUUCAGGAUUUAGCAACUAUGGAGGAUACGGUGGACUCACAGGCUAUGGUGGUGUUUAUCCCAGCUUCGGAUAUGGACGUUCUUUAGGCUAUGGUGGAUAUCCAUUGUAUGGUAGAGGUCUCUAUGGUGCCGGUAUUGUUUAA